AUGGCACAACCGCCUCGCACAAAGCAUCCCCUUGAUAUCCUCCAGGGCAUGAUCAAUGGCAUACUCAUAGAAACAGGAAGGGCCCUAAAAACGUCCACCAAGGAUGGUAGAAGAGCGCUUUCCAGUAACAAUCCUCGCCUUCAAUCGACAAUCCCCCCCGCGGUGGAGACCUUCCAGCAAGCACUCGACGAGCUUGAAUGCGAUAUUCUUCGUGCGAAAUCCGUCUUGUCGCGAGAUCUAGAAGAAGCACGACUGAAGCGGAUCGCGUUGGAAACUCCCGCAAAUAUCCCCGAAGAAGCUCCUCAAAAUAACGGCAUAGCGACUGAGAGCACUGAACCUGAGACCCAACCUGUCGAGGUCAAUGAUUCGCUUCAAGCUACAGAACCCGAGCCUUCGCCGAUCAAGGAAGAGCGGCAACCGAGAAGCCCAGAAAAGCAGCAACUACCAGACAUUACUCAAGAACCUAUGCCGGAUGAGCCGAAAGACGCGCCCGCAAUUGCGUCGGGUACCCCCAAGGGGUUGCAAAUCCCUUCGCCCCCUGCUUCCUACAAUGAAGCCAACACAACUACAAACCCGAUCGGUCUUGGAAUAAACACAGAAGCGAAACCUGAUGAUUCUGACCCCACGACUAAUGGACCUCAAGAUCCCUCAAUCGAUUCGUUGUUUGACAUUCCAGAUAACGAUGACACCAACAUAGACCUCAACUUCGAUAGCAUGGAUUUCUCCUUUAAUACAAAUACCAACACGCAGACCCAAGAUCAACCUCAGACGCAAAAUGAUGACUUUGAUCUCUCGGCAUUCGGAAACACCUCCCCAGACUUCAACUUACCGAGCCUCAAUCCGCCAAAGGAUGCCAAUUCUGAAAAUAUUGAAAAGGCCGCUGAAAAUAAACCAGUAGAGGACCUCCUCAACCUAGGAGCUAAUGUCGGAGGUGGUGAUAGUAUGGACUUGGAUCUAAAUCUUGACAUGGUUGGAGCAGAGGAUAGUGCUUUCGAUGACAUGUUCUUCGAUAAUGAGGGUGGAAUGAGCGCCGGCGGUGAAAUGGAGCACGACACCUAUGACAGUGCAUUCUUCGGCUUGAGUUGA
This is a messenger RNA of Venustampulla echinocandica, 1086 nucleotides long. RefSeq lists its product as uncharacterized. NCBI's taxonomy places the organism in Eukaryota, Fungi, Ascomycota, Leotiomycetes, Helotiales, Pleuroascaceae. The record is from RefSeq and is a predicted model, not a curated record. The transcript has 3 exons. Bases 1 to 1086 code for a protein of 361 amino acids.